Sesamum indicum (sesame) is the source of this 1266-nucleotide messenger RNA. RefSeq lists its product as uncharacterized. NCBI's taxonomy places the organism in Eukaryota, Viridiplantae, Streptophyta, Magnoliopsida, Lamiales, Pedaliaceae. The record is from RefSeq and is a predicted model, not a curated record.
UUCACUCCAUACUUUCUAGAAAACACCAAAAGAUCAAAAAGAGAGAGAGAGAGAGAGAGAGGAGCCUCUUUUUCAAGCGCCACCACCCCUCCACGGCGGUUCUCCACCACCCUCCGCCGUGGUUGCCGACAUCAUUCAUCAGAGUAAUUGAAAUACACAUAGAUUCUCUUUUCAAGAUUAUGGGAGAGCCAGAAAAGAAUAUUAAUAACCUAUGUGAGAAGGCAAUAAUCACAGCAUCAACCCCAUCAUCGUCAUCAUUCACAUCUUCUCCUUCAUCCCUGUCCGACGAGGAGCUGCAGCGCUUAGAGCAGGCACCGCCCUUCUGGAGGAACCCCAAUACAAAGAGAUUGUCAAAGCAGUUAUCCAUGUGCGAGAUCCCUCGUGACAUUGCAUGGGAGAGGCGACGCAGGCAGUUUCUUCGUCAGGAGCGAAGGAAAAACGGGAUCAACCAGGAGGCCGAUGUUUUGACAGAUGAGGAUCUAAAUGAGCUGAAAGGCUGCAUAGAGCUAGGUUUUGGGUUCAAUGAAGAGGAUGGCCAGCGCCUUUGCACAACCAUUCCCGCCCUUGACCUUUACUUUGCAGUCAAUCGACAAUUUUCUACCAGCCCCCUCUCUAGCCCAGCUAGCAACGGCUCCGCCCCAUCAUUAGGCGGCUCCACCACCUCCGGCUCCUCCGUGUCUGGUCUAGGAGGCCGCUCCUCCUCGUUUGGCGGCCCAAUUAGCGAUUCCGAUUGGAAGAUUUGCAGCCCAGGUGAUGAUCCUCAGCACGUGAAGACAAAGCUAAGGCAUUGGGCACAAGCAGUCGCAUGUUCUGUGAGGCAGUCCUCUUGAGGAUGUGAUAUGGAUUGUACAGAGGGAGGGGGGAAGAGAGAGAGAGGGAGAGAGAGAGGGAUUGGGCAUGGUAUAUAUAAGAAAUUCUUGAUUGGGUACAUGCAUAGGCCAUAAGAUAGUUUUUUUUUUUUUUUUUUUUUUUUUUUUCCCUUUUUUUUUCUUUUUUCCCUUUUUUUUUUUUUUUGCUUCUUAUUUUCGGAAAAGAGAACCACUAACACAUUCUUCUUGCCCACAACUUUGUGCUUAAUUUGUACGUUCAUGUCUAUGAAAAUGUUCUUAGCUAGGGCUUGAUUAUGAUGGUGAGAUUAAUGGAUGAGCAUCUCUAAUUUGUAGCAUCCAAGAAUAAGUAGCCAACAGUUGUGGGUUCCACAAUAUCCUUUGCUACUUCACUUCCAAGUUUGUGUUUGAUAUUACAAUUACUUCUAGGUUCAAACAA